GCUUUUUUUGACACAUUGCCAUAUGCAUUGUUUGGUGUUGGUGAACGAUUGGUUCUAGUAAAAUUUAACCAUUUUCUCCGCAAAAGGCAUAGAACAGUACAUGCGAAAAGUUUUGCUGGAAAGAAUUUGAAAGCGGAAACUUAAAAUACGGAAAGUUACACACACCCCGGCAAAACAUCCCAUAUAAGUUUGUUUAUUCUAGAGUACCGGUAGAUUUUUCACCGGGUCCGUUCCAUGCGGCUAUAGUCGUUGUCAAGAAAAAAAGGUAAACAACAACCGAGAGCCGUCGGCAGGCCGCAGAAACGCACAUCCCGUGUGUGUAUAUGUAUAAAACUGCAGCAGCAUGGCCCGCCUCAUAGCUCAGCUCGCUAAUACGCUUCGAACGAUCGAAAGCUAUCUGUUCGGAGGCAAUGGAUUCCCGCCAGCCGCACUCGCGAUGGUUUGCCAGCCUGCAUAUGCGCCAGAGUACGGUCGAAGUACCUCCAAGGCACUGUCGCUGCGUGAUCUGAUCGGUGACGGUAUGCUUUGGGCAGUGCCGAAACAUCGCCGUACGCUGGAGAAACGCCAAAAGCGAAAGUACGGUUCGCCCGAGUACAAAUUGAAAAUUUUCACACCCAAAAUCCAUCUCCGAUCGUGUGCGACGUGCGGGAGCGACCAUGAAGUGGGUGUGCUUUGCCCGACAUGCUACCAGAAGGUACGCAAAGAAACCGAGCUGAUGCAGGAGAAGAUACAAACCGAGCUUGGACUGGAACCGGUCGACAAGGACGUGGUAGUACUGUACGAUCGCGAGCGCGAUGAGCAGCCGGCCGAGUUCUGGGAGGGCAAACGGAUCGUCGAGAUGGAGAAACCGCGCCCGACAUGGUUUAGCAAAAAUUUGCUACAAAAAUCAACACAGCCGGCAGCACCGGAACCGGAUGAGCUAAAGCCGGGCCAUGAAAAGUUGGGCUAGGCAGGGGACGGAUAGCGAGGAAGGCGAAACCGGUGCGGUAGGGUGUAGUAAUGUCUGGCAGUAAAUUAAUCGUACCUAUUCAAAA
Messenger RNA from Anopheles stephensi (Asian malaria mosquito), 1034 nucleotides. It is a transcript of the gene mRpL32, whose product is annotated as 39S ribosomal protein L32, mitochondrial. Gene Ontology annotation, molecular function: structural constituent of ribosome. Gene Ontology annotation, biological process: translation. The record is from RefSeq and is a predicted model, not a curated record. Lineage: Eukaryota; Metazoa; Arthropoda; Insecta; Diptera; Culicidae. The transcript has 3 exons. Bases 344 to 949 code for a protein of 201 amino acids. Gene Ontology annotation, cellular component: mitochondrial large ribosomal subunit.